This is a messenger RNA of Ipomoea nil (Japanese morning glory), 2553 nucleotides long. RefSeq lists its product as uncharacterized. NCBI's taxonomy places the organism in Eukaryota, Viridiplantae, Streptophyta, Magnoliopsida, Solanales, Convolvulaceae. The record is from RefSeq and is a predicted model, not a curated record. The coding region runs from base 102 to 2408 and encodes 768 amino acids. The transcript is spliced from 3 exons.
GGUGGAUGAACAGCUGUUCCACUGAAAAGAAAGUCGGUGCCUGUAAUUCAGUAAGAGAUUAGUCAUUGUGUCUGACUGAGAUAUAAGCCAAAAAAAUAUUGAUGGGGGUAGGGAAUCCUGAAAAACAAUUACAGAAGGUACUGAGGUCGGUGUGGGGGAAAUGGGACAUCCAAACCAUUAUAUUGGGGAGUCUUCUGUUUCAAACCAUACUGGUUUUACUGGGGCCGAUGAGAAAGAACAGGAAGAGCGCUAUGACGCUGCUGCUAAUCUGGGUCAUAUAUUUGACCGCUGAAAACGUUGCCAGCUUCGCCAUAGGUCUCAUCAACAGCGGCGACCCCAGCCAGAUCGCCGCUUUCUGGGCGGCGUUUCUGCUGCUCCACUUGGGCGGCCCGCACACCAUCACCUCAUUCGCCAUAGAGGAUAAUGAUCUAUGGCACCGCCACCUUCUCUCCCUCGUCGUCCAGGUUUUCUUGGUCCUGCUCGUUUUCUACCGCUCCCGGAUCUACCUCAGCCAUGACUUACGUGUCCCCACGCUCAUCGUCUUCGUCAUUGGAGUCGUCAAGUAUGCGGAGCGCACGCGGUCGCUGUACUUGGCGUCUCAGUCGAUCAUGCGCCGCUCCAUGCGCAAGGAAUUAAAGCCCAGAGAUGAAACGCCGGCGGAGCAAGAGACCGGCUACCGGGACUUGGAGGCCGGCACCUGCAGCAGAGAUGAAGUGGAGAUCAUGUACAAAGGGUACAAGCUCUACAAAAUGUUCAGAGGGUUCAUCCUGGACCAUACAUUUAUUCACAUUACUGAGAGUAAGGAGGCCAUGGAAGAUUUCUUGAAGCUGGGGCAUGAGGAUGCGUUUAAAGUGAUGGAAGUGGAGCUCAACUUCAUGUACGACUCCAUGUUCACCAAGAUGGCCUCCGUCCAGUGGAUCAGUUGGUUCGGCUAUUUAUACAGAUUCGUGCUCCACAUCGCACUUAUAGUCGUCACACUCAUCUUUUUCUACCGGAACAAGAGCACCAUUCAUGCCCGGGACACUUCUGUCACAUAUAUCUUGCUGGGCGGCGCCGUCCUCUUGGACUCCAUAGCUAUGGUGAAGCUCGUAUUCUCUGAGUGGACCGUAGCCAUAAUGAAGGACGCGCAGGAGGAGUACGAACGGUUAAAACAAUGGCCGGAUGAAGAAGAUCGGAGAGAUCCUCUCGGGAUGUUUAAGUAUGUAAAGAAACGGAUCGGGGGAUGGGUUUUGUGCAUGAAGAGGAACGAGAGAAUCAUAAGAAUUGUCAACUUCAUAAAGAACCGGAUUUCUCGGAAACAGCGGUGGUCGGAGACGAUGAAUCAGUACAGUCUGCUGAACCACUCGUUGAACAGCCGGUGGGAAUGGGUGGACAAGAUCCUCGACUACUUCGGACUCAUCGAGAGGAUUGAUUCGUUUCAGUACACCAAACUUGAGCCGGUGGAGACGAGCUUGAGGAAGAUGGUGUUCGAGCACAUCAAGAAUGAGGCGGAGGAGCGCCACCGGCAUGCGGCGGAGAACGGCAGCGAAACAGCACCGGCGGAAGAUAAAGACAGACAGAUUCCGGAGCUUCGUAAAAUAUGUUCCAUCCUGCAUAAGUACGAAUACGACAUUCGUGUGCUAAUCUUGCAUGUUGCUACCGAUAUAUGCUAUUACGCCAUUGAUGACGAGGAAGAAGAAGAAGAUGAGAACCGAGAAACAUGCCAAAACAUCUCGGAAUAUUUGGCGUACCUUCUGGUGGUGGAGGGGAAAAUCACAUCGGCCAUGCCCGGAAACGUUGGAAUGAGAUUCAGAGACAUAUGUUGGGAAGAAGUUGAACACACCCGCGAGGAACUCACCUGCAGGUUAGCCUCAAAACAACCUUCUUACGUCAAAUACAUGAAGUACAUGUUGGAAUCAACCUGGGAGGACAUCAAGGAGGCCUUCACUAACCUCAAAAACUCCAGAAACAAAAAUGCUGCAGGUAGGAAUAAGAAAAGGGUGCGAACAAGGAGGGAGCAACACAUAAGGAGGUGGGAAGACAUGAAAAGGAGAGUGGGUAGUGAGAAGUUGUUGUGGGAGGUGGGAGAUGAGGAAGGGAAGUGUAUCGGGAGUAAGUCGGUGUUGAAAGAGGCGGUUCAGCUUGCAAAGGGUUUGAAACGCUUCAGUGAUCGUGUUCCAAACGCCGCCGCCGCAGAAGGUGAUAAUGGCGGAAGAGGUUCAAAGGAAAUGUGGGGGUUUCUGAGUGAUAUGUGGGUGAAGUUGCUGUUAUAUGCAGGCACCCAUUGCAGGGGAGAUGUUCAUUAUUUGAACAAAGGUGGGGAGUUUCUUACGUUUGUACGGCUUAUGAUGGCCCAUUCUGGGCUCAAACAACGCUUCAAAGAUGAAGCAGCAGCUGCUGGGAACCAAGUUGAUGUUCAAAUUAAUUAAUCAAACUUUCUUGUAAAUUUUGUCCUGUAUGUAUAUGCAUGCAUGCUUAUAUUGAAUCACAAUGGCGCUGUAUGUAACUAUGUAAGGAAAAUUUUUAAUUUUGUUUGUGGAUAAUAAUAGCAUCUACUAGAUGCUUUUUGAUUUU